AUGAAUGAUUCAUGCACAUUUACCUCGAUGGAUGCGACCAGUCUCGUGGAAUUCGUUGGAAAAACUGUUGUCGUGCGUACAAAACAGCAACACGCAUCCAAAGGCGUCGUUCACACUGUGGAUCCGGUGACAAAAAGUAUCGUAUUGCUAAUCAACAAACAGUGUGAGAUAUUUUCUGGAAUAAACAUCAAAAGUGUUCAAUUUGAAGAUUUGUAA
Messenger RNA from Macrosiphum euphorbiae (potato aphid), 216 nucleotides. Lineage: Eukaryota; Metazoa; Arthropoda; Insecta; Hemiptera; Aphididae. The record is from the annotation of a GenBank genome assembly.